UCCCAUCCAACUUGGGUCGUGCCCUUUUAUCACUGCCACCUGGAAUUGCGACGACUUGUUCACUGCCACGCUACCUACCUCUUGCUCGCUGCGAUAUUUCCUAGUGCUGCAUCUCCCUGCGUAACAGAUUCUCCGCGCAACGGUCCCAGCCACAAACCAACAGUUCUCAUAACCUUCACGCGACCACCUCAAUUCUUUACGAAAACACAACACCUCUUCGACCACGAUCGAGUAAACAUAGAAUCUCACAAACAUGUUCGGCGUAUCAUAUUGGAUCCUACCCAUUUUCGCAGCAUGUUGCUGGCUAGGCACCCUCUUGGGUAUGCUGGGAACUUGGAUUGCCCAGGGCUCACCCAGAUAUGUUAGCAUGGAACCUGGACAGAAAAUCGCAUACAUCUCGGACAUUGGUGCACAAGGGCUCCAACCUCUCUUCAUCGCUGGUUCUGCCGUUACUGUCGUCGUGUUUGAUUGCGUCUUCAUCUCGGAGCGUUGGCUGCGACACCAGGGCCGUCUUGCCCACAACACCUCGAAUGUUCAGAAGGGCUUGUCCAUUGGCGCUUGUCUCUUCGCCCUUGCCGGUGCUGCUGGUCUAAUCACAUUGACCAUUCUUGAUACUGUCAACCACCCCAGGGCUCAUGACAUCGGUCUUGGUAUUUUCAUCAUCGGUUACAUCAUCUCGGCCAUUUUCGCAUGCGCUGAAUACCAACGUCUGGGUAUCCACUUCCGCCAGUACCGCGUCCUACGUGCUUCCUUCUGGAUCAAGCUGGCUUUCAUCUUUGUUGAGAUUGCUCUUGCUAUCGCUUUCGUCGCUCUCGGUAGACAUAACAGUCAGCGCAACAAAGCUGCCAUCCUCGAAUGGGUCAUAUCGCUUGUUUACAUCAUCUACGUCGGACACUACUGCAUGGACUUCUUCCCUGCCGUCCAUAGCAAGGACAACCGCUUCCCUUCUGUCGAGGAGAUGAUCGAGAACGGCGGUAACGGCCCCUCCUACUCUGGCGGUCCCACCUUCUCCGACCACGCCUCGUACGCAAGCGAGAACCCCAUGCGCAAUGGCCAGACCGUCGAACCCAGCAGAAACUUCUAAGCUGCUCGACUUCAAGAUUCAAGAUGCGAAAUAUACUAGUACUAAUAAACUAACCUUCUUCAUGUAUUUUUAUUGAGUUAUGACGACGACAACGAGUGGCGUUUGCAUGUAAUGUCAAAAGGAUUCCAGGAAUAUGACAGGGUGGACAUACGGUCAGGGAUGGGUCAGCAUGGCUCUUGGUUAUCGUCUUUUUUUUUUCGAAAGUUCUGCUCGCGUUCAAAACAGCGAGUCAUCUCUUUCGCUGGACGCAUUUUCUUUUCCUUCUUUUUCGCUCUGUACGAACAGAUUACAAUAUUAUAUGAGCUAUAGAUGAUAUCAAACACUUUACACACCUUG
Aureobasidium pullulans EXF-150 is the source of this 1420-nucleotide messenger RNA. RefSeq names its product putative FK506 suppressor Sfk1. Lineage: Eukaryota; Fungi; Ascomycota; Dothideomycetes; Dothideales; Saccotheciaceae. The coding region runs from base 254 to 1084 and encodes 276 amino acids. The record is from RefSeq and is a predicted model, not a curated record. The transcript has 4 exons. Gene Ontology annotation, cellular component: plasma membrane.